This is a messenger RNA of Carlito syrichta (Philippine tarsier), 1213 nucleotides long. RefSeq names its product monofunctional C1-tetrahydrofolate synthase, mitochondrial. The transcript is spliced from 9 exons. Gene Ontology annotation, molecular function: ATP binding; formate-tetrahydrofolate ligase activity. The coding region runs from base 1 to 825 and encodes 274 amino acids. The record is from RefSeq and is a predicted model, not a curated record. Lineage: Eukaryota; Metazoa; Chordata; Mammalia; Primates; Tarsiidae.
AUGGUGACUGCAUUGACUGAAGCUGGCUUUGGUGCUGACAUCGGAAUGGAGAAAUUCUUCAACAUCAAGUGCCGAGCUUCCGGCUUGGUGCCCAACGUGGUGGUGUUGGUGGCGACGGUGCGAGCCCUGAAGAUGCACGGAGGCGGCCCGAGUGUAACCGCUGGUGUCCCUCUUAAGAAAGAAUACACUGAGGAGAACAUCCAGCUGGUGGCAGACGGCUGCUGUAACCUCCAGAAGCAAAUUCAGAUUGCUCAGCUCUUUGGGGUUCCCGUCGUGGUUGCCCUGAAUGUCUUCAAGACUGACACCCGCGCUGAGAUCGACUUGGUGUGUGAGCUGGCAAAGCGGGCUGGAGCCUUUGACGCGGUCCCCUGCUACCACUGGUCCAUUGGUGGAAAAGGCUCGGUGGACUUGGCUCGGGCUGUGAGGGCGGCAGCCAGCAAAAGAAGCCGGUUCCGGUUCCUGUAUGACGUCGAGCUCCCAAUUGUGGAAAAGAUAAGAACCAUUGCCCAGGCUGUCUAUGGAGCCAAAGAUAUCGAACUCUCUCCUGAGGCACAAUUGAAAAUAGAUCGUUAUACUCAACAGGGUUUUGGGAAUUUGCCCAUCUGCAUGGCAAAGACCCACCUUUCUCUAUCUCACCAGCCUGACAAAAAAGGCGUGCCGAAGGAUUUCAUCUUACCUAUCACUGAUGUCCGGGCCAGCAUAGGCGCUGGAUUCAUUUACCCUUUGGUCGGAACUAUGAGCACAAUGCCAGGACUGCCCACUCGGCCCUGCUUCUAUGAUAUAGACCUCGAUACAGAAACAGAGCAGGUCAAAGGCUUGUUCUAAGUGAUUGAGCUCUCACGCACCCCGAUUCAGGUUCCGGAAACACGAACUUAACUCCUUGCCUUUUUGCUGCAGUUGGAAAAGUGAACCUGAAAAAUGUCUGUUAUGCAAUGUUGAGAAAUGGUGAAAUGGGCCAAAGACGACGUCUUCAUUAGAGACAAUUCUGUUUGCAAAAGAACAUACAUUGUUCCGCGAAAGGACAUCCACCAGAACUGGAAGAAACUCAUUUAUUUUCUGUUUCUGUAGAGUUUACCUUCUGUCCACUGCUUAGACUUUAGAAUGUUUAUUUUAUUUUUAACGAAUUAGUAGAGUAUGAACUAGAAGGUGACAUUUUCCACUCUGUUUUCUACAUUGUCUUUGAACUGAAAAUAAACAUGAAUCUAGAAAAUUA